AUGGUGAAGACAGAAAGUUCUAUCUCCGGGAUAUACGAUAUGGAGAUGAAUUGCUACGAGUUUCGGUGCACCCGCCAUUCCCCGUAUAUUCGCGCUAUUCAUGAAGCGGUCGAUAACGGAACAGACAAGUGUAUGGUAUUUGAAUGGAUGGAUACCAAUCUCUGGACAUUAAGGACGAGGGCGCAAGAGCUACGCCAGCCGUUUCUAAAGGUCACGGCCAGGUCUAUCCUCGAAGCUACGAAGCCUGAGUUACAACACGAGAUGCAGGCUCCUCUCAUUUUGCGGAUUGAUCGUUGA
Messenger RNA from Microsporum canis CBS 113480, 297 nucleotides. RefSeq lists its product as hypothetical. The record is from RefSeq and is a predicted model, not a curated record. Lineage: Eukaryota; Fungi; Ascomycota; Eurotiomycetes; Onygenales; Arthrodermataceae. Bases 1 to 297 code for a protein of 98 amino acids. The transcript has 2 exons.